UUAGACACCCACAUGGCCACAAAACAUUAAAAUCAUGUGGGGCAGAUGAAAGGACAGGAGUUACAAUGUCAGACUUUGUAGUUUAAAUCUCUUUUCAUUUUCUGAUCUUAGAUCUAGUCUAAGUGCUCUGAAGAUCCUCUGUCAAAAAGAUCCAAAACCCUUUUCUUAUCCAUUGCUCCAUUUAUCACUCAAAUCUCAGACCAACUCUGCCAUACUGAGUCUUUAUGUGCUUUUACAGCUAGGUCUGUUCCUGAAAUUUGGCACACCAAAAACAUUCAGCUCAAGUUCUAGGUACAUAGAACCAAACACGCCUCAGUAUUCUCUGAACUUGCAUGAAAGCUACUUGGAUUUUCAUCCCAAGGUAUAUAAUAUAACUUAAGUAACUCGGAUCGUGUGAAGCAUCUUACUUCAGUCACAGAAACUUGAUCUUUUGUUACUCUAAGGGGUUGCCAAAAGAACUAUGGUUAGAUCCUGCUGGAAACCAGCUGCGGUGGGUGAUGAAAGAGAUGUGAAUGGACGAGUUGAGGGGCUGCUAUGGUACAAGGACUUGGGGAACCAUCUUUAUGGGGAAUUCUCAAUGGCUGUAAUUCAAGCUAAUAGUUCAUUGGAGGAUCGUAGCCAACUUGAAUCUGGACCCUUGACUUCUGAUUAUUUGGGUCCUCAAGGAACCUUUAUAGGUGUAUAUGAUGGUCAUGGUGGCACCGCGGCCUCACAGUUCGUCACUGACAAUCUUUUCUGCAAUCUUAAGAGUUUGGCUGCUGAGCAACAAGGCAUUUCAGAGAAUGUUAUACGAAGGGCCUUUUCAGCAACAGAAGAGGGUUUUCUGUCUCUGGUGAAGAAACAGUGGCUGAGCAAGCCACAGAUUGCAUCCACGGGUACAUGUUGUUUGGCGGGGAUAAUUUGCAAUGGGAUGCUGCAUAUUGCAAAUGCAGGAGAUUCAAGGGUGGUGUUGGGGAGAGUAGAGAGAGCAACAAGGGAAAUAUCAGCUAUACAAUUAUCUGCCGAACACAACGUUAACAUCCAAACAGAGAGAGAUGAACUUCGGUUAAAGCACCCUUAUGAUCCACAAAUCGUGGUUAUGAAGCACAACGUUUGGCGUGUGAAAGGCCUGAUACAGGUUUCAAGAUCCAUAGGUGAUGCAUAUCUGAAGAAGGACGAAUUUAACAGGGAGCCUCUACAGCAGAAGUUUAGACUACCUGAACCCUUCUUCAAGCCAAUUCUUAGUCAUGAACCAUCAAUAUCAGUACAUAAGCUUCGUCCUGAAGAUCAAUUUCUCAUCUUUGCUUCAGAUGGUUUAUGGGAGCAACUUAGCAACCAAGAGGUUGUCAACAUAGUGAGCAAUAAUCCACGAAAUGGAAUUGCUAGGCGACUUGUGAAAGCUGCACUUCGAGAAGCUGCUAGGAAGAGAGAAAUGAGAUUCUCGGACCUCCAAAAGAUUGAACAAGGAGUGAGGAGACACUUCCACGAUGAUAUUACAGUUAUUGUUGUAUUUCUAAAUCCCAAACUCAUUGAUAAUAGCUCUCUCAUGGCUUCUCCUCUUUCAAUCAGAGGAGCAUGCUUUGCAAGUCCUUAAAGCAGUUUGUGAUUAUUGUUGAAGCUUGAAGAUUAUCAUGGAAUAAAUCUUUCAAACCCGAUAUCAAAGGAUACUAAAAGAAGAGGCCCAGCCAUACAGCUUAUUCCCCCAACAACAGUAAAUAAAUAGACAAGUCAUUAGUAAUAUGACAUUGUGAUGAUUGAUGAAUUUACGAAAAUAGUAACGAUUUACGUAUAUCGAAACUGAAUAAAGCACUUAUCACUACAAGCAAGUUUAAAUUCUC
This is a messenger RNA of Cajanus cajan (pigeon pea), 1817 nucleotides long. NCBI's taxonomy places the organism in Eukaryota, Viridiplantae, Streptophyta, Magnoliopsida, Fabales, Fabaceae. The record is from RefSeq and is a predicted model, not a curated record.